GUCGCCAAAGAUCGGCUUCCCGUGGAGCGAGAUCCGCAACAUCUCCUUCAACGACAAGAAGUUUGUCAUCAAGCCCAUCGACAAGAAGUCUCCCGACUUUGUGUUCUACGCACCGCGCCUGCGCAUCAACAAGCGCAUCCUGGCGCUGUGCAUGGGCAACCACGAGCUGUACAUGAGGAGGAGGAAGCCCGACACCAUCGAGGUGCAGCAGAUGAAAGCUCAGGCCAGAGAAGAGAAACAUCACAAGCAGAUGGAGAGAGCUCAGCUGGAGAAGGAGAAGAAGAAGCGCGAGCAGGCGGAGAAGGAGAAGCAGCGGAUGGAGCGCGAGAAGGACGAGCUGCUGGAGCGACUGCGACGCAUCGAGGAGCAGACGCGGCGGGCGCAGACAGAACUGGAGGAGCAGACCCGCAAGGCCCUGGAACUGGACCUGGAGAGGCAGCGGGCCAAGGAGGAGGCCCAGCGUCUGGAGAAGGAGAGGCAGGAGGCGGAGGAGGCCAAGGCGGCGCUCGCCAGGCAGGCUGCGGACCAGAUGAAGACCCAGGAACAGCUGGCUGCUGAGUUGGCAGAAUUCAGCGCCAGGAUCUCCCUGUUGGAGGACGCCAAGAGGAAGAAGGAGGAGGACGCCACCCAGUGGCAGCACAAGGCCAUGGCGGCGCAGGACGACCUGGAGAGGACGCGCGAGGAGCUGAGGGCGGCCAUGGCGUCCCCCGAGCAGGACCAGAGCGACGGCGAGGAGAGCGCCGAGCUGCUGAGCGAGGAGGGCGUGAGCGGCCAUCGCGGCGAGGAGGAGCGCGUGACGGAGGCGCAGAAGAACGAGCGCGUCAGGAAGCAGCUGCAGGCGCUGAGCUCUGAGCUGGCGGAGGCGCGUGACGACAGCAAGAAGACGGCAAACGACGUCCUGCACGCGGAGAACGUGCGGGCGGGCCGAGACAAGUACAAGACGCUGCGGCAGAUCCGCCAAGGCAACACCAAGCAACGCGUCGACGAGUUCGAGUCCAUGUGAGGCUCCGCCCACAGGAAGGGGAAACUCUCAGGCUUCCUUCGCUUCGCCAAAAGACUUGCCAAGCUCCGCCCCCUUUACUAAAGCCCAGGAGAGGACUGACAGCGACGCAAUAUAAUGUUGACUUCCUGAUCAUGUGACCAGUAAACACCCGCUAAACCACCGCC
This is a messenger RNA of Entelurus aequoreus (snake pipefish), 1167 nucleotides long. Its product is annotated as radixin-like. The transcript has 7 exons. NCBI's taxonomy places the organism in Eukaryota, Metazoa, Chordata, Actinopteri, Syngnathiformes, Syngnathidae. Gene Ontology annotation, molecular function: actin binding; cell adhesion molecule binding. Gene Ontology annotation, cellular component: apical part of cell; microvillus; adherens junction. The coding region runs from base 152 to 1003 and encodes 283 amino acids. Gene Ontology annotation, biological process: regulation of organelle assembly; positive regulation of early endosome to late endosome transport; positive regulation of protein localization to early endosome. The record is from RefSeq and is a predicted model, not a curated record.